AAUGCCGGCGGAAGAUAAAAGUCGCCGGGUUUUCUGUAUCGGAACCGCCGAUACGAAGCUCGAGGAGCUCCGAUUCCUCGCCGACUCAGUCCGAUCCAACCUCGCCGCAUUCGCCACAUCUUCCUCAUCCAAGGUUCAAGUCACCGUUGUCGAUGUCUCCGUCGGCCGGAACCACUCCGAUUCCGAUCAUAACAUAACCGAUUUCGCCUUCGUUUCGAGAAACGAGGUGCUUCGUAGCAACUCCGAUGCCCCGGACCAGCUUCCGGAGGAUAGAGGCGAAGCGGUGGAUGUGAUGAGCAAGGCGCUGGAGAUUUUCGUAACGAAAUCACAAAGCGACGGCGUUUUAGUUGGAGCGAUAGGCGUCGGAGGCAGCGGAGGCACGGCUCUGGUAUCCCCGGCGCUUAGAUCGCUCCCGAUCGGAGUGCCGAAGCUUAUUGUGUCCACCGUGGCGAGCGGCCGGACGGACCAUUACGUAGGGACCUCGGAUUUGGUGCUGUACCCGUCGAUUGUGGACGUGUGUGGGAUUAAUAGCGUGAGCAGGGUCGUAUUGAACAAUGCUGCGGCUGCAUUUGGAGGGAUGGUGAUUGGAAGACUUGAGAGGAAAGAGAGUGGUGGUGAGGGUGAGAAGUCAACGGUGGGGUUGACCAUGUUUGGGGUUACCACUACUUGUGUGAAUGCUGUGAAAGAGAGACUGGAGGAGGAGGGGUAUGAGACUCUGGUUUUUCAUGCUACUGGGGUUGGUGGUGGGGCCAUGGAAUCUCUGGUCAAGGAGGGGUUUAUAAAGGGUGUUUUGGAUAUCACAACAACAGAAGUUGCAGACUAUGUGGUUGGAGGUGUCAUGGCUUGUGAUCCUUCUCGCUUUGAUGCUACUGUAGAGAAAGGGGUUCCUUUAGUCCUGAGCGUUGGAGCUUUGGAUAUGGUAAACUUUGGAGCUAAAGAUACCAUACCAUCCAAUUUUCAAAAAAGAAAGAUUCAUGAACAUAAUAAGCAGGUUUCACUGAUGAGAACCACAGUGGAUGAAAGCAAAAUAUUUGCUAGCUUUAUAGCAGAUAAACUGAACAAGUCAUCAUCAAAGGUCGUUGUUUGCCUGCCGCAAAAGGGUGUCUCUGCUUUGGAUGCACCAGGGAUGUCCUUUUAUGAUCCUGAGGCUACUGCUACUCUGAUAAAUGAACUUAAGAGGCUCAUUAAGACAAAUGAAGAUCGGCAGGUAAAGGUGUACCCUCAUCAUAUAAAUGACCCUGAGUUUGCAAAUGCAUUGGUUGACUCAUUUUUAGAGAUUAGUAUGAAGAAUCCUCUUCAGUCUACUCCUCAAGUUGCUUCUCCCGAGCCCAGUCAAGAAGUUCAUGAAAGUUCUGUUGCCCAGAUAAAUUUCUCAAGCUGUGAGACCACUCCACGCAGCCUGAGUGACUUCCCAGAUGCAAAACCAGAAACUCUGCAAAGAACUUGGGCGAUACUACAGCAACUAAGAGAUCAAAUAAAUAAAGGAAUACCAAUUAUAGGGGCUGGGGCAGGGACGGGUAUAUCCGCAAAGUUUGAGGAAGCUGGUGGAGUUGACCUGAUAGUGUUGUACAAUUCAGGGCGCUUUCGCAUGGCAGGAAGAGGUUCCUUGGCAGGCUUAUUGCCUUUUGCUGAUGCAAAUGCUGUAGUACUUGACAUGGCUAAUGAAGUUUUACCAGUGGUGAAGAAGGUACCGGUUCUUGCCGGAGUAUGUGGGACUGAUCCUUUUCGCCGAAUGGAUUUCUUCCUGAGGCAGGUGGAGUCAAUUGGAUUCUUUGGAGUUCAAAAUUUUCCAACUGUUGGAUUAUUUGAUGGUAAUUUUAGACAAAAUCUUGAAGAAACUGGAAUGGGAUAUCGAUUGGAGGUUGAUAUGAUUGAAAAAGCACAUAAGAUGGGUCUCUUGACAACCCCAUAUGCUUUCAAUCAAGAUGAAGCUGUGGAAAUGGCAAAAGGUGGUGCUGAUAUUAUAGUGGCUCAUAUGGGACUCACUACAGCUGGCUCUAUAGGGGCAAAGACGGCUGUUUCGCUGGAGGAAAGUAUAGUUCGUGUACAAACUAUUGCAGAUGCUGCACAUAGGAUCAAUCCCAAUGCUAUUGUGCUCUGCCAUGGUGGUCCCAUCUCUAGCCCAAAAGAGGCAGAAUUUGUACUUAAGAACACCAAGGGAGUUCAUGGCUUUUAUGGCGCAUCGAGCAUGGAGAGGCUACCCGUUGAACAAGCUAUAACCUCCACAAUGCAACAGUACAAAUCAAUCUCUUUCCACUGAAGUAUGAUCCUGUUCUUCACAAAGCCAGUUGCUUCAUUUCAUUCUUCUUUCAUUCCUUUACUGUGUCAUAUUUGCUUGCUUUAAUCAUAAUGGUAAAGAAAAACAUAGAAACUGAUUUGAUGUACAAUCGAUGUGAUGUCAACAUAUUUGUUUACUCGUUUCAACUAUAUACCGAUUGUAAUAUUGUGUGAUGUGAUCAAUGAUGAUACAUGUAUGCAUCAUAAGAGCCACUGGCCGGACACUGAUUAUUAACAAGCAAUCUCUUUCUUCUA
This is a messenger RNA of Rosa rugosa (rugosa rose), 2532 nucleotides long. Its product is annotated as toMV susceptible protein tm-1(GCR26). The record is from RefSeq and is a predicted model, not a curated record. Gene Ontology annotation, molecular function: catalytic activity. The coding region runs from base 2 to 2260 and encodes 752 amino acids. The transcript has 9 exons. NCBI's taxonomy places the organism in Eukaryota, Viridiplantae, Streptophyta, Magnoliopsida, Rosales, Rosaceae.